AGUUUCCCCUCGUCCUAGGCCCGUCUCAUCAGCACCUCACGUUCGCGAGGAUUUACGACGCCAAAUUGAGCGCAAUCGCCUUUCGAGACAUAGUGCGGAGGAAAUCGAAACCCUCCGCAAACGUUUGGCCGAACUUGAAAUGCGACAGAAGUCACAAGAAGAUUCGCCCCGACAUGUCGCGACGUCGGGAAAUGUUGUUGUUGAGGCAGAUUCCCCGUUAGCCCCUGAGCUUACUGCGGAGCCACUCCCUCAACUACGUGCGGCUUUCCGGUCACACUUUAUCGGUGCUCAGAUUUGCCUUAUUCCAAAAGAAUCUAUUACUAACAUCGUGCAAAAAGACGAUGAGACUGUCAAAGACUAUGUGGCGCGAUUUAAUGACCGGAUUCAGAAUAUGGAGCCAUGUCAUCCUGAAACUCUGUUAGUAACCGCCAUUGCUGGAUUGAGGCCCAAUUCAAUGUUUCGUUGGACCUUAUGUCAAAAUAAGCCUGCAACGUUUCAAGAGUUCCUUGUACGAGCUCAACAAUUCAUCAUUGCCGAAGAAUCCAUGUCGGUCCCCAGUUUCGACUUUUCGGUAAAAGAAAGUAAGGGUGAACCGGAUACUAAGAAGAAAAACAAAAAGAACUUUGGAAAGUCCCAAUUUCGGAACUCCUCUAGGGGGUAUGAAAAUACCCCAGAGUCCCGGGCUGCGCGAGAUCAAUAUUCGGAUAACGUCAGGACAGGUUACCACGCUGUUUAUUCUGCUGGAGCGGCUACCAUCUAUGAAGAACUGAAAGGAAAGGGGAUUAUUCCAGACCCCAGGCCAGUGAGAACUCCUGAAGAUAAGUUGGACAAAACUCGCUACUGUGCGUACCACAAAUCUCCAGGGCACAAUACCGAUGAGUGCCUCGGUCUCUUAUCGGCACUCUUACGAGAGGGCGUUCAUUAUGGAGACCAACGAGAAGCCCGGAGUCUAACGCUGCUCUCAACCACGCCUGACUUUCAUAUGAUUGAAGCACAAGAUGUUAACACCUUUGUUGAGCCAAGUGAUCCAACCCCUCGCACCAAGCAAGUUGAUCAGUCCACCUCGGAUACCGACAUGCCUCAGGUACCGACAUCUGAUACCGACAUCCCCGCGACGUCGGUCUCGUCUGAGAUAUCAACAGAAAUCCUGGGCCAGGAACAAUCUCCCUAUGAAAAAGACAUAGAGGAGCACGAAGAUAUAGACCCAAGGAUGCAGUUCAAAGACGGGAGUCAUCAUAUUCGAGCGGAGCCUGUUGAAGAUAUUGAGAUCAUUUACGUAGACGGGUCAGAACAACAGAAGUCGUUGCGUAUUGGGGCCAACCUACAGGAACCCCUUCGAUCGAGUUUGAUUCAAUUCCUCCAGUCAAACACUGAUGUAUUCGCAUGGAAACAUGAAGACAUGAAAGGGAUCGACCCACAGAAGGCAUGUCAUCGUCUCAAUUUAGACAAGACCGUCAAACCGGUUAUUCAGAAACGUCGGAAAUUUGGUCCAGAUCGUCAAAAGGCUCUUGAAGAAGAGGUGAAUAAGCUCAUUGAUAAUAAAUUUGUCAAAGAAGCCAAGUAUCCGACAUGGAUAUCGAACCCCGUUCUGGUUAAGAAAGCAACCGGCCUUUGGCGUCUCUGUAUAGAUUUCUCCGACUUGAAUCAAGCCUGCCCGAAAGAUAGCUAUCCCAUUCCACAUAUCGAUUAUAUGGUGGACGCUACGUCGGGACAUCAACUCAUGAGUUUUUUGGAUGCCUAUUCAGGCUACAAUCAGAUUCCCAUGCAUCCAGAUGAUGCUGAACAUACUUCAUUCUAUUCAGCCCGCGGCCUCUAUUGCUACGUUAUGAUGACUUUUGGAUUGAAGAAUGCAGGGGCCACGUAUCAGAGAUUGGUCAAUAAGAUGUUUGCUCGUUUAAUUGGCCAUACCAUGGAAGUCUAUGUAGACGACAUGCUGGUGAAGUCAGAGCAGGCCCCCGAUCAUAUUGCCCAUCUCUCUGAAGUCUUUGAUAUACUCCGAGAAUACUCCAUGGUACUUAACCCUAAAAAAUGUACUUUCGGAGUUGGGUCAGGGAAGUUUCUAGGGUACAUGGUGAGCCAAAGAGGAAUCGAAGCCAAUCCUACUAAGAUUCAAGCUAUACUUGACCUAGCUCCCCCGACAUCUCUCAAAGCCGUCCAAGCCUUAACUGGUCGGCUGGCGGCCCUUAAUCGAUUCAUUUCGAAAUCCACGGACCAUUGUAAACCAUUCUUUGACGCCAUCAAGAAGACGAAGCCGUUUGAGUGGACCACGGAAUGUCAAAAUGCUUUUGACAACAUUAAACAGGUUCUCUCGCAGUUACCAACGUUGCAAAAGCCACUUCCCGACGAGCCCCUCUAUUUGUAUCUCGGUGUAAGUGAUGUUGCCGUUAGUGCUGUCCUUAUACGUCAAGACGGACUUCAGCAGUUUCCAGUAUACUAUGUUAGCAAGGCCUUGCAUGACGCGGAGUUGCGAUACCCGCAUAUGGAGAAGCUCGCCUACGCUCUGAUCACUGCUGCACGAAAGUUGCGCCCAUAUUUUUUGGAGCACUCAAUUGUUGUGUUCACGGCAUAUCCCCUCCGACAAAUCCUUCAUCGACCUGACACGUCGGGGAGAAUGAUCAAAUGGGCGAUUGAGUUGGGACAGUUCGAUAUACAAUACCGGCCACGAACCGCUAUCAAGGCCCAA
This is a messenger RNA of Striga hermonthica, 2683 nucleotides long. NCBI's taxonomy places the organism in Eukaryota, Viridiplantae, Streptophyta, Magnoliopsida, Lamiales, Orobanchaceae. The record is from the annotation of a GenBank genome assembly.